CAGGAUGCGUGGUUGUGGUGUCUCAGAUGAAGGCUGCGUUGCUCUAAUGUCAGCACUGAGCUCAAACCCCUCACACCUGAAAGAACUGGAUCUGACCUGGAAUAAAAUCAGAGACUCAGGAGUAAAGAGUCUCUCUGCUGUACUCGAGAAUCCUCAUUGUGAAAUGGAGACAAUGUGGUUGUGUGAUUGUGGUGUCACUGAUGAAGGCUGUGCUGCUCUGAAAUCAGCUCUGAGCUCAAACCCCUCACACCUGAGAGAACUGGAUCUAUCCUGGAAUAAAUUCGGCGACUCAGGAGUGAAGCAGCUCUCUGUUUUACUGGAAAAUCCCCACUGUAAACUGGAGACACUGAGGUUACAGUAUUGUGAUAUAUUGGGUGACGGGUGUGCUGCUCUGGCUUCAGCUCUGAGAUCAAACCCCUCACACCUGAGAAAACUUGAUUUGUCUAAUAAUAAACUCGGAGACCCAGGAGUGAAGAGUCUCUCUGCUGGACUGGAGUAUCCUCAUUGUAAACUGGAGACACUUAGUAAGAUCAUCUCACUGAGAGUCACAUGA
Molecule: messenger RNA, 553 nt
Organism: Tachysurus fulvidraco (yellow catfish)
Lineage: Eukaryota; Metazoa; Chordata; Actinopteri; Siluriformes; Bagridae
Product: ribonuclease inhibitor-like
Exons: 3
Coding region: 5-553 (182 amino acids)
Molecular function (GO): protein binding
Source: RefSeq, a predicted model, not a curated record